Molecule: messenger RNA, 2032 nt
Organism: Galeopterus variegatus (Sunda flying lemur)
Lineage: Eukaryota; Metazoa; Chordata; Mammalia; Dermoptera; Cynocephalidae
Product: chromosome unknown open reading frame, human C19orf25
Exons: 3
Coding region: 37-393 (118 amino acids)
Source: RefSeq, a predicted model, not a curated record
CUUGGUGGCGCCGGCGGCUCCGGCGCGAGCCCAGGGAUGGGCUCCAAGGCCAAGAAGCGCGUGGUGCUGCCCACCCGCCCGGCGCCCCCCACGGUGGAGCAGAUCCUGCAGGACGUGCGGGGCGCGCCGCCCGAGGACCCCGUCUUCAGCGCUCUGGCUGCGGAAGAGCCCGCAGACCCCCCCAGGAGGGCUGAGGACGCCGAUGCCCAGCGAGAGCAGCUCUACCAGCAGAGCCAAUCCUACGUGGACACCAAUGAACGGCUGCGGCAGGCAGGGGACAGGCUGAGACAGAAAUGCGCAGAACUGCAGCAAGCUGGCGAGGAACUGUGGCGGGACGUGGGCCAGGUGAAGCAGGCAGCAAUGCCGGGAGCCUCGUCCACCUCCUCAGGCUGACCUCGCCUGUGGGUCUGAGGCCGAGCCCAGUGCUUCUCACCUGGGGACCAAAUCACGCGCUGGCCCGGUUCAUCCGUCCUCCCGUUACACUGAGCAGGUGGGACUCACUCAGCCGGCUGUGUCCAUCUCUGUGGGAACCACAGGGCCUUCCCAAGGUUCUGGAAGAGGAUGGGGAGGAUGGCCACUCUGCAGUGAUUGUGACCCCUUCUCGCCCACGGUGGCUAUGGCUGUGAUCUGGGAAGGGGCCUCUGGGAGCAGGUAUCACCUCCUUCCUCAGACUGAGCACCUCAUGGGUCGCUGGUCCCAUGUCCUUCCCGUUUCAGAGCUCCUCCCACAUGCCACGUCAACCUUCACAACAACCCUGGGCAGCUGGGGUCACCAUUUCCACUUGUAGGUGAGAUGGGCUCAAACCAAGCUGACCCCCUACCCAGAGAAGCAGCAGCCCCUGAGACCCCAGAGGCCUCAGCCUGGACUCCUGCAGGGCUCAGCGUCUCCCUGGUUGAGAGGACGGUCAGUCACUCACCCACCCAGAGCCCUGGCUGGGGUUUUACACCUGGGGGGGAUGUGAGGGGUGGGGCAGGGGAGGAUAUUGAAAUGGGCUUUUCAUACUGAAAGGUAAAUCAAGCAGAAGGUGGUCCAGAAGCUGGGCCUGAGUGUCCCCGCUGAUAAAAUCCUUUUGCACCUGGCUGGCUCUCCUAAUGGUGCCUCUGCAGGGUCCUGGAAGCUCUGGGAGGAGUGAGCCCAGCCCACAAGGCAGGGCCCUGCUCAGAGCACUGAGUCCUGACCAAGAGCUAUGUGCAGGGAAUGUCCACCCAUCUGAUGUACAGAGGCCUGAGCCCUUAAAAAGGGGUACCUGCUUAAGCUUGAGACCCCCCAAACCAGAAACCGGACCUUGGGGGUUUUCCCAUUGGCCAUCUUCCCUGAAGCUUUGCUUUCUUGGCUAAGCAUAGACACCCCAGGGUACUGGGUAAGGUCCAUGCUGGGAGUCUGGCCACAGUGUCCUGGGUGACUGGUGUGGAGUUGGGGGAGGCAGGUGAGGCUGUGAUUCCAGAACUAAGGAGCCUGGCCCCUGCCCGCCCCUUUCCCCACCUCACGCCGCUUUGCUUCUUGCAAUGAAAGGCCCAGACGUCUUCGCUGCAUCCCAGGCUGGGGCCAGGGCUAUGCUCACUAGAAACGGCUUUGCCACAUGGGUCCCCCGGCCCAGCUCUGCCCUGCACAAACGUUGGCUCUAUUUAUGGUGGUGGAUGCUGUGGCUGCCCCAUUCAGGACUCCCUGGCUGGCUGGCAGUUGCCCUCCUGCCCCAGGUGCAAACACCCGGGUGGGGCCUCCUGACUGGGGCACUGUCUGUCCUCCCCCUCUGGAGCUCCCUGUAGGACCAGGCCAGAGUCAUCCCGCUGACCUUGCCCAGCCCCUGGCCAUGCCUGGGGUCCUGUUUGUGGGCAUGGACUCCAGGUGUCUAUUCAGCACAACGUUGUCACCCUGCUCCUGGCGGGAGUGAGGCUCCACAGUCAGCGUGGGGACCAGCGGUGACCACGUGAGGCCAUGCAGAGCCCUUCCCCGGCCCGUUGUGAACACAGGGGCUGCGGGUAGCAGGGGCGUUUCAGCAGCUCAGUUUAUUAAAGGUGCACCAGACGCCUGA